Messenger RNA from Octopus bimaculoides (California two-spot octopus), 1517 nucleotides. RefSeq names its product lanC-like protein 2. NCBI's taxonomy places the organism in Eukaryota, Metazoa, Mollusca, Cephalopoda, Octopoda, Octopodidae. The record is from RefSeq and is a predicted model, not a curated record. Gene Ontology annotation, biological process: peptide modification; carbohydrate metabolic process. Gene Ontology annotation, cellular component: plasma membrane.
UAUUCGUAUAUACACAUAUGUAUACGCAGAUGUAUAUGACGUUUUAUUUGAUUGUUACCGAAAGCACAACAAUAUCUGUUUUAAAAAAGAAUGUUUUACGGAAUACAUUCAAUGCAGGACCCUUAAAAGUGUGGUUCUCUCAGACACCUCUUGCGUACAGUACAAUCCACUAAUCAAUAUUUUUGAGUGUGCUUAAAACCACUGAACUUUAAAAAUGGUCGAGCGAAGAGAAUUCCCAAAUCCCUUUCCUCCCUACCACGGAGAGAACCUUCUUAGUCCCCAGGGAAAGAUUUCUGAAGAAUUUUCUGUAAAGCUGGAAGAUUGUAUUCAAAGUCUUUUGAGCAAAUUAAAUUAUGGACUGAAAAGUCAGGAUAAAAAUGACUUCACUGUCUAUACUGGAGUUACUGGAAUAGCUUUGUUACACUUUCACCUUUAUAAUGCGGGACCAUCUAGAGGAGAUUCCAAACAUCUAAGAGAUGCUGCUGAGAUACUUGAACGGCCACUUCGUCAUUUGAAAGAACAUCGUUUUACAUUUCUUUGUGGAGAUGCUGGACCACUAGCAAUUGGAGCUGUUGUCUACAGUAAACUUGGUAAAGAAGGUCGCAGUGAAGAAUGUAUCCGCAAAUUGUGUGACAUGAUGCCACAAGUCAUACAAGAUGAAUCUCUCCCAGAUGAAAUGCUUUAUGGUCGUGCAGGCUAUCUUUAUGCAUUAAUAUUUGUGCGACAUUAUCUUGGAGAUGCUCUUGAUGGAAAGCUCAUUCUGGAGGUUUGCCAGAAAAUUUUAAAAUCUGGUCAACAAACAGCUCACCGAGAACGCAGUAAAUGCCCAUUAAUGUAUGAAUGGCAUGAAAAGAAAUAUUUUGGAGCUGCUCAUGGUCUCUCUGGAAUAUUUUUCAUGUUAAUGCAGAUUCGUGACCCUUCAUUAAAUUCUCAACUGGAACAAUUUGUUCUGCCUAGCAUUGAUUACAUGCUUCAGAUACAGUUUCCUUCUGGCAACUGUCCAUCUUCUAUGGGCAGUAAUACUGACAAACUUGUCCAUUGGUGUCAUGGUGCUCCUGGUUGGAUACAUAUGUUUGCUAUGGCUUAUAAGAAAUUUGGCAAAGAGAAAUAUCUGCAUGCAGCUACAAAAUGUGCUGAAGUGAUUUGGCAAAGAGGUUUACUCUGGAAAGGCUAUGGCAUUUGUCAUGGUACUGCAGGCAAUGCUUAUGCCUUUUUAACUAUGUACAAACUCACAGGAAACCAGACUUAUCUUUAUCAAGCCUGCAAGUUUGCAGAAUGGUGUUUUGAUUAUGGCAGACAUGGCUGUCGUAUUGCUGACCGUCCGUUCUCCUUAUUUGAAGGGAUGGCAGGAACUAUUUACUUUUUAGUCGAUAUGAUGGACCCUUCGAAAGCAAAAUUCCCAGCUUUUGAACUAUAAAGUGUAUUUGCUCUCAGCAAUCUUGCCAGUGUUUUUUUUUUUAAUAUACAUGUUUAAAUUAAUAUUUUUGGGGAAUAAAUUUUAAGAAUAUUUGUGUUAA